CCCGCCUCUCUGUACCCAACAAGCACAAGUCGCGUAAGAGUAAAGUAUUCAAAGCAUCUGAGGUUCCUUUGGAUUGACCAACAAGUCUCCAAGAGUGACUGAGAAUGGAUUACCAGAAUCGCGCAGGUUCCAAGUUUGGCGGCGGAGGUGUCGCCUCGCAGUCUGCGACAAAUGCCGACCGAAGAGAGCGUCUCCGGAAGCUCGCGCUCGAGACGAUCGACCUGGACAAGGACCCAUACUUUUUCAAGAACCACGUCGGUAGCUUCGAGUGCCGGCUCUGUCUGACAGUCCAUCAGAACGAUGGCUCGUAUCUCGCGCAUACACAAGGAAGGAAGCAUCAGACAAACUUGGCGCGCCGUGCGGCAAAGGAGCAGAGAGAAGGCAAGAGGGACGAUGUGGGCCAGCAAGGACUACUUGCCGGAGUGGUGCCCAAGAAGAACGUCAUCAAGAUUGGACGACCCGGGUACCGCAUCACAAAAGUGCGCGACCCGAACACGCGCCAGAACGGACUGCUGUUUCAGUUUCAGUUUCCAGACCUCACACCCGGCAUCACUCCCAAGGUCCGUAUCAUGAGCGCAUACGAGCAGAGGGUGGAAGAGCCCGAUCCAAACUACCAGUACCUCAUCGUCGCUGGCGAGCCGUAUGAGACAGUCGCUGUCAAGCUGCAGUCGCGCGAUAUCGACAGGCGAGAGGGCAAAUUCUGGUUCUGGUUCGACGAAGAUGCAAAGGAAUUCUGGUGCCAGAUCCUCUUCAAGACUGAGCGUGACGAACGUUUCAGUGCUGUCCCUGGACUUGCGCCUGGCCGAAAGUAAUGCCACCGUAGGGUUUAGUGCUUACUAUGAGCGCGGUCCUGAUGCCUUUUCUGGCUCAAUAUAGUUUACAGUUUAGGGCGAGUGGGCUGUAACCCGGUGCAUACGAUACCAGCAAUCAAGGGAUUUGGAAUUGAGGGUGUUUGAUGGCGUUUGAUGGCGUUUGGCAGCAUGAACAACAGUUUAGACAGGAUCCAGCUCGUGUAGGUAGUCCUGAGCUAUUAGAUGAUGAAUGUAACUCUGAC
Molecule: messenger RNA, 1054 nt
Organism: Exserohilum turcica Et28A
Lineage: Eukaryota; Fungi; Ascomycota; Dothideomycetes; Pleosporales; Pleosporaceae
Exons: 2
Coding region: 105-812 (235 amino acids)
Biological process (GO): spliceosomal complex assembly
Cellular component (GO): U2-type prespliceosome; catalytic step 2 spliceosome; U2 snRNP
Molecular function (GO): zinc ion binding; nucleic acid binding
Source: RefSeq, a predicted model, not a curated record